Messenger RNA from Megalobrama amblycephala (Wuchang bream), 1290 nucleotides. RefSeq names its product sensor for unfolded proteins in the ER ire1-like. The transcript is spliced from 6 exons. Gene Ontology annotation, cellular component: IRE1-TRAF2-ASK1 complex. Gene Ontology annotation, biological process: intrinsic apoptotic signaling pathway in response to endoplasmic reticulum stress; mRNA processing; protein phosphorylation. NCBI's taxonomy places the organism in Eukaryota, Metazoa, Chordata, Actinopteri, Cypriniformes, Xenocyprididae. The coding region runs from base 330 to 911 and encodes 193 amino acids. The record is from RefSeq and is a predicted model, not a curated record. Gene Ontology annotation, molecular function: protein serine/threonine kinase activity; ATP binding; RNA endonuclease activity.
AGGCUAUACAGGUGUGUAAGAACCAGGAAGACCUGGCGCUUACUUACCGCUUUUUAUCGGAUACCAAGUAGCCUACUAUCCUGGUAUCAACGAUAGAUACCAAAUGCAGAUCUCUUUUGAAUGUAAAGUUUUUUGCGAUUUCUCGGAGUAAAACAGACAUAAAUGGAAAAGCUAGAUUGGCUGAUUUUGGCAUAAGUCGUCGACUGAACUUAAGCCAAACAACUUUACGAACAAGCAUUGCUGGAACUAGAUGCUGGAAGGCAAAGGAGAGCAUAGAUGAGGAGGUUAACACUGGGUACAAGAGGAGCUCUGACAUUCAGGUUGCUGGGAUGUUAGUGUACUACAUUCUCUCUAGAGGACACCAUCCAUUUGGUAAAGGUCCAUUUUGUGAAGUCAACAUUCUACAAGGAAGAUACUCACUGGAACAUCUGGAUGAUGAUGUAGCGAAGGAUCUCGUCGAGUGCAUGAUCAAUGAAGAUCCAAACAACAGACCGACUGUGGAGCAGACCCUUGUACACCCCUUCUUCUGGACUGAUGAAAGGAGAGUGGAGUAUUUGAAAAAAAUGGGGAGCCAGAAUGAGGCUGGGAGCUGUCGUAAUGUUGAUGAGGAGCUCCUUCAUGCUAUUGAAAAAUACACUGAGGGGAAAAGCUUUUCUGAAUGGAAAACUAAAUUGCCAUCUGAGCUUGUUCAGAAACUGGAUGGUAAGAAGAAAGCCUAUCCUGAGAACACACUGGGCCUGCUGCGUUUCAUACGUAACCUACACGAGCAUUAUCCAGAUGAUGCAGAGAGCAUCAACCUGAUGGAUUCAUUCCCUGAUCUCUUUGGGAGUGUGUUCAGGUUUGCAAAGGAGAGAGGAUGGAACUCCAGGGCGAGUCUGAAAAAGUUCUUCAGCUCAGUUCCACAGAUUUGAUUGUUGUUAUUUUUGGUUACAGUAUGUUCAUUGAUUUUGCAUCAUGAAUGUAUUUCAUGAAUGAGUUUAAAUGUAGGGACAGAUGAAAGAUGAACUAAGAUCCAUUGUUUUGGGGGAAGUGAGGCCCUGACAACUAAAAAACAUUGACUGUUAAAGAGGCACAAUAUAAAAAACCAAGAGUCAGUAGUACAUUUUAAAAUUAUUAUUUCAGGUCUUGCUUUAUCUUGUGGAAAAAAUGUAAAUAUCUUUUACAGACCAACUUCAUGCCAAAUAAAAAAUAUAUAAACAUCCUACAGAUUCUGCAUGUAAACCUAAUUGAAGAAAUGUAUGUGUGAAUAAUGAGUUUAUUAAAUGUUAAUAAAAUUGAUGUAAUGAAAUA